Galleria mellonella (greater wax moth) is the source of this 3216-nucleotide messenger RNA. RefSeq lists its product as uncharacterized. Gene Ontology annotation, molecular function: DNA binding; protein dimerization activity. The record is from RefSeq and is a predicted model, not a curated record. The transcript is spliced from 2 exons. Bases 261 to 1988 code for a protein of 575 amino acids. Lineage: Eukaryota; Metazoa; Arthropoda; Insecta; Lepidoptera; Pyralidae.
AGUUCUGUAAUUAUCUCUUUGUUUAUGGAUUUGAAGUAAGACCGCCACGCAUGCAAUACAUUAUGACUGGGGAUUCCCCUAUUCGUCGACGCUGAAUAUGAGGCGACGACAAUCACUGUCAAACGUGUUCACUAUUACUCUGACUCUGGUAACGUGACUUCCUGGUAACGUGUUAGGUAGGAAAAGCAGUAAAAAAGUGCAUAUUAAGGGAGCAGAUUUGAAAUAAUAUUUAUACUUAACAAGAAAUAAUUAAAGGUUCAAUGGGGAGACCUAAAGAUUUACGCAUAUGGGAGCACUACCGUACUUUACCAAACAAGUCUGUUUCUUGCAAGCUUUGUAAUAAGGUCUACAAAUUCAGUAAUGCUGCCAAAAUGCUUCAACAUCUUAUCACUUGUCCAAAAUCUCCAGAAACAUUAAAAGACUCUAUGAAACUUAUAAAAGAUAGCUCGUCCAAAACCAAAAUGUCUGGACUGUCAGAGAUAGAGACAAAUGAUUCUUUUAUAAGCCCCUCGUCGUCUGCUAACACUACAAUAAAUGCUGAGUUUCAAGACACCGAUGAUCAUAUAAAAACAGAAUUAGCGAGAGCUAUAUUUGUAACAGGGACGCCAUUAUCGAUGGUGCAACAUCCUUUAUGGAUACAAUUUUUCGAAAAAUUGCAACCAAAAUUUAAAAUACCUUCACGUAAAGCUUUAGCGACAAAAUACUUAGAUAAAAUAUAUAGAGAAAUGCGUUUUGAGUUAAAUGAGGAACUAAAUGCUUGUAGUUACUUACACCUUCAGUGCGAUGGCUGGUCUAAUUUAAGAAAUGAAGGAAUAAUAAACUUUCUUAUAUCAAAACCUCAACCUGCAUACGUUAAAAGUUUGAAUACAGAAAGUAAUCCUCACACUAGUGAAUACCUUAGCCAAGAAGUUGAAAAAGUAAUGAAAGUGUAUGGAGCAAAUAAGUUUCUUGUACUUAUUGGCGAUAACGCUAGAAAUAUACAAAAGGCAUUCGAAUUAACAAAACUCAAAUAUCCACAUGUUGUUCCUCUCGGUUGCUGUGCACAUAUCCUUAACUUGUUGUGCCAAGAUAUUGUAAAGAUACAAGAAGUAACUGUGUUUAUUAUGCAAGCCAUAAAUAUAAUAAAAACUGUUAAAAGGAGUCAACGAUUAAGUUCCUUGUUGAUAAAAUCAAGGCAGGGUGAAGAUUCUACACAAACACUAAAAUUGCCUUGUGCUACAAGAUGGGGAAGUCAUGUUACUUCGUUAAAAAGUUUGAAAGCAAAUAAGAUAGCUUUGCAAAUAUUAACAGUUAGAGAAGAUGUGGUAAUUUCAAGAGAUAUUAAAGAUUUAAUUCUAAGUGAUGAUUUCUGGACGAAGACAGGGGAAUGUAUAAGUAUUUUGGAACCAGUCACUGAAAGCAUAUUUUACUUAGAGAGCGACCAGAAUCGUUUGCAUCGCACAUACAUUACAUUUAGAGAUGUACAAGCUAAGAUACGUUUUGCAUUAAAUGAGAUUUCGACAUUGAGCGAAGAAAGCAAACAGCAGAUUCUAACAUCAGUAUCUUCAAGAUGCAAUAUGGCAAUGAGGCCAAUACAUUUUGCAGCAUAUAUUCUAGACCCCAGGACUCUAGGAGUCGAACUUACUCAAGAGGAAGAACUUAAGGGUAUGGAGUUUAUCUACAAUUUAAGCCAACACUUAAGUUUGUCAAAUGUAAUGGCAGAUUUGGCGUGUUAUAAAGCUAAAGAAAACUUUUGGGCCAGAGGAUUUGUAUGGAGCUCAUUAGAUAGCAUUGAGCCCCUAAUAUGGUGGAAAGGUAUUUGUGGUUCCACUGAGUUAAGCAAAGUAGCGAUUCGUAUUCUAUCAGCUCCCUGUACUUCGGCAGCCACUGAGCGUUCCUUUAGUAUCCAAGGCUACAUACAUAAUAACAAAAGAAAUCGACUUACAACUGAAAGAACUGAAAAAAUUUCAUUCAUUUGUUAUAACUGGAAUCUUAAACAUAAAGCUUAAUAAUCUUAAACAUUCAGUUUAAUGAAGAAAAUACCUUAGAAGCUUUCAUUGAGCAAGUAAAUGAACAUAACAGUUUAGACGAAAUAGAGCCUAUCGAACCUAUACAAUUCAUCGCUUGUAAUAACUCUGAAUCUGACAGUGAUUGACUGUAGUUUUACAUUUUACUUUCAUCUCUUUCUUAAUAAACUCAAAAUCAAAUUAAAAGUUUUUUAUUCUGUAGGCUGCAUAAUAAUAUUGUCUAUGUCCAGUAUAGUGGACGUCUUGCGGCUGAGAUGACGAUGAUGAAGUACAAAAUCAUAAACACCCAAAAAUUUGGGUGUUUAUGGGGUUUAAACCCAAUAAACCCAAAACACCCGGUUUUUACCCACCAGACUUUAAACCCACCCAGGUGGAUUGCCCAUCUCUAACCAUGAUAGUUUCCAGGGGGAACCGCGAGGAAGUCGACAUGGUUGGGUAUAUUGCUAGCAAUGGGAUUCUCAGUCUCCAUUACUAAAAAUCCCUUUCCCCCCUGGAGUUAUGGGGUAAUAAACAUAGAAAAUAGUGCAACUGUACUAAGAACCUUCUUUUUUUUUAAUUCUUUUUCGUGGGUUUUCCUAAAGACUACAGGCUGAAUGCUUUUUUUAUGUAACUUAGAAUGGCAAACAAGCUGACGGCCUACCUGAAAAAGUGAUUACCGUCGCCUAUAGACAUGAGCAGUACCGUGGACAUAACAGAGUAUACUGUUUCGUCCAUGAUACUACCAUGCGUUGCCAUUCCUAAGGACUCAGGUGUUAUUCCUCUGUACCCUGUAAAUUCACGCCAUAUCCCACCCUUCAGACCGAAACACAGCCAUGCAAACACAACUGCUUCACGGUAGAAACACGAAUGUGACAGAGGUGGCCAAGCAAACGACUUUUGUACAAAGUCUCCCUGUGGUUCACCACAGAGAGACUUUGUACAAAUGUGUGAUUGAUCACAUGUGUGGUGAAGUGUACGCUUGUUCGCCACCUUUGUCUUAAAAAAAAAUACGAGAGAUCUUUUUUAAAUUACUAAAAGCAUUGUAUUAUUGUAACCGCAUUGUUUAUACAUUCAAGUGUCAUAUGUCAUACGUAAAUCUACUACAAUUGUUUAAAUAAAACAUUAGAGGACGAAUCAAUAGGUUGGUAAUGUUUACGAAUAAUAUAUUAAACGUUUAAAAUCAUCUGUGACGUUAUUUUGUAGGCGGGAGUACAUAAUAUCGUCAUAGUGG